Messenger RNA from Haemonchus placei, 1740 nucleotides. The record is from the annotation of a GenBank genome assembly. NCBI's taxonomy places the organism in Eukaryota, Metazoa, Nematoda, Chromadorea, Rhabditida, Trichostrongylidae.
AUGUCGGCCAACAUAGCCCUUUCCUCCCGGCAUCGAACCGAUAUGGCAACAUUGUUCGAUGUUUUCUGUGAGGUUGGGGCUGGAGGACAAGAUGGCCUUCCAGUGAUAUUAACAAAAUAUCCGGAAGAUUACAACGAUGAGCCUGCUCUGAAGAGUGUUCGGCAGUUUAGCUUCCCGUGUGGCUUAAAAGAAGCUGAUUCUGAUGCGGUUCAGCUGUUCUCCUUUGUUUUGACCGACUCACAAUCUCAAUAUACAUUCGGUUAUUGUCGAUAUACUCCUAGAAACAAUACAUGUAUUUGCAUUUUGAGUGGUUUUUCGUGGCCUGGAGUAUUUUAUAAAAUAUUGAAUCACGUCUCACUUAUAAUGAACAAUGGCACGCAAGAUGAUCUGGAUGCAAUUCUAACGCGAAUAUAUCAUACGGACAUUCCUAAUAUCGGCGAUACACUACAAUUUGAAUGUCACAAUGGCAUGCAUAAACUCGAAGUGAAAGUUCCCGAUAUUACUAAACUGCCCACGCUUCGUGAAGACAAGUUCAUGUUGGAGUUUUAUAAUGCUGUGUCACCAAGACAAAUGUUGGCUAUUUAUGCUAGUUUGCUCAAAGAACGUCGCAUUAUUUUCACUGGAAGGAAAUUGAGUCAGCUCAGUUCAUGCAUCUAUGCAGCCUCAACACUUCUUUACCCAAUGUUUUGGCAAUCCGUUUUCAUACCAGUUUUACCGGAAUCUUUGCUUGAUAUGGUCAUGGCUCCGAUGCCAUUUCUUAUCGGUGUUCCGAAGCAAGUAAUGGAAGUAAACGUGCUAAAAGAUCUCGGUGAGGUCGUUAUUGUGGAUCUUGAAGAUAAAACACUUCAAAGCGCACAUAACGAUGUGGCUGACAUCCCGAAUGAGGUUGUGAUGUAUCUUAAAGCCCAGUUGAAAAGCUCGUCCGACAUGGGAGAUUCGAUAUCGAGAAGUUUCCUUCGUGCCAAUGUUCUACUCUUCGGCGGUUAUCGAAUGGGUUUUGUCAGGAGCGAAUCAACGGGGGUGGUUCACUGGGAUAAGGAGAAGUUUGUUCGGGAACAGAGAUCCUCGUUUCAACCAUUUCUAUCGUCACUUAUAGGAACGGACGGUGUUCAAUAUCUUGAAAGGUUUAUCGAGGAGCGGACAAGGGCUCUCAACAGUGGCUUGCCAAUUUCGGAUGAGUUCGAAACGGAAAUCGGAAACAUAGACAAGUUAAAGAUACAGGCAGUAAAUCCCGAAGCGAUACAACAAGCAAUGCAAAGUGUGAAGGACAAUGCAAGUGACGUAAUCGGGGCGCUGAAAGAUAAAGUAACGGGAAUUCAGAUCGGUGCGAAACUAAAUAAGUUGACGCCGAAGGAUAUCCGGAAACCGAAGAAUUGGACACUGAAAAAAGGGUCAAAAAGUGCCGGUUUCGAGCCAAUGUCAUUUGACAACAUCCAAUGGCGUGAGCCAGGGGCUGAUAGCGACUCGUCCAAUGGUUCAUCUCCUCGCCCAGAUGACUCGUCAAAUGUACCGGUCGCCAAUCUCAUCGAUUUUGAUACACCCAUUGAGAAUCCUGUUCCUCAUGACAGUACGAAUUCUCUCUUCUUGGACUUGGUAUCAUCUCCAUCGUCUUCGGUUUCUCCACCCAUACCCCAACGAGUACCUGUGGCAGCGCCUAUUCCAGUAGGAACAAAUGGGAAACAUUCGAUUAGAGUUCUAAUAAUGGGAUGCGGGUUUAUCGAUCCAAAUGUGCUAGUAUAA